Molecule: messenger RNA, 594 nt
Organism: Sycon ciliatum
Lineage: Eukaryota; Metazoa; Porifera; Calcarea; Leucosolenida; Sycettidae
Product: small ribosomal subunit protein eS19-like
Exons: 1
Coding region: 59-496 (145 amino acids)
Biological process (GO): translation; ribosomal small subunit assembly
Cellular component (GO): ribosome; cytosolic small ribosomal subunit
Molecular function (GO): structural constituent of ribosome; RNA binding
Source: RefSeq, a predicted model, not a curated record
GAAAGCUUCGUUCUCUUUCUUGGCCUUCUUGCCCACGGUCAACAUCACAACAGCAGCCAUGCCGUUCGGAGGUGCCACAGUCAAGGAUGUAGAUCCUCACCAGUUUGUGAAGGCAUUUUCCGCCUUCUUGAAGAAGUCUGGCAAACUUCGUGUGCCCGGAUAUGCUGAUAUCAUCAAAACGGGCAAGCACAAGGAGCUUGGACCAUACGACCAGGAUUGGUUUUUCACUCGUGCUGCUUCAGUCGCACGCCACAUCUACCUGCGUGGUGGUGUCGGAGUUGGUGCUCUGAGAAAGGUGUAUGGAGGCCGCAAGAGACGCGGAACUCGUCCCUCUCACUUCUGCCUGGGAUCCUCCAGUGUCGCACGCGCUGUUCUUCAGUCAUUGGAAGCAGCAAAGUUGGUCGCCAAGGCUCAGGAUGGUGGCCGCGUCAUCACCGAUCAGGGACGCCGUGAUUUGGACAGAAUCGCAGGACAGGUUCUGGGACGUGGAGAGUGAGAGAUCUAACUAACUGUUGCUUUCCUGUUCUAAAUUUCUCACUUUGAUUCACCAUCAUUUCAAAGCUGAGAAAUUUUUGUAAAAAAAAAGACCAAAAA